AUGGCGUCCACCGACCUAACAUCGAAGAUAGCUCCGUUUCUGGAUCGCCAUUUGGUGUUCCCGCUGCUGGAGUUCCUUCAGGACCGUCAGAUCUACCCCGAGGAGGAGAUUUUGACGGCUAAGAUCGAGCUGCUGGGGCGCACGAACAUGGUGGACUACGCCAUGGACAUCCACAAGUCGCUGCACCACUCCGAGGAGGUUCCGCCCGCCAUGGUGGAGCGGCGCGGCGAGGUGGUCAGCCGCCUCAAGACGCUCGAGGAGGCGGCGGCGCCGCUUGUCGCGUUCCUGCAGAACCCUGCGACGGUGCAGGAGCUGCGCUCCGAUAAAGCGUACAACCUGCUCAUGCUUCAGGAGAAAUACCAGCUCCUUUUCUCGCCGUCCCCCCUCCCCCGGCGCCUCUCCCCUCCCUCCUUCCGAAGCUUCCGCGCGUCCGUCACUUGUCGCUCGCGCUCCUCCGCCCCCUCUUCCUUCCCCCUUCCUCUCCCCCCUGCGCAGAUCGGCGCGGAGGGCGUGGAGGCUCUCUGCUGGUAUGCCAAGUUCCAGUUCGAGUGCGGCAGCUACAGCGGCGCCGCCAUCGGCGCGGAGGGCGUGGAGGCGCUGUAUUGGUACGCCAAGUUCCAGUUCGAGUGCGGCAACUACAGCGGCGCCGCGGACUUCCUCUACCAGUACCGCCUUCUCUGCUCGUCCCCGCAGCGCGCGCUCUCCGCGUCGUGGGGCAAGCUGGCCGCGGAGCUGCUGAUGCAGAACUGGGACGCCGCGGGGGAGGAGCUCGCGCGGGUGAAGGAGAUGAUUGAUUCUCAGGUGCACGCGCGGGGGGAGAGAGGGAGGGACGGGGGAAGGGGGGUGGGUGGGAGGGCGGGUAGUCGAGUGGGGCAAGCUGGCGGCGGAGCUGCUGAUGCAGAACCGGCCCUCUUCCUGAUGCUGCACUAUGCACCAUCCGCCCCCCAUGAAGCAACCCCUCCCUCGUUUUUCCAUUCCGCCUUCCCCACACGCGUCCCCUGCACACGGCUGCUGCACUGGGCGCUCGUCCUCAUGCUGCGCAAGCACACCCUCAAUCCUCCCUUUGAACUUCCCCCGUCUCCCCCCACUUUCGCAUUUCAUGAAACCACAUUCACAGACCUUCGCGUCCCCGUUAGCGGUGCUGCAGGAGCGCACGUGGCUGCUGCACUGGGCGCUCUUCGCCAUGCUGCACUCGGAGAACGGCCGCUCCAACCUCGUCGACCUCUUUCUCCAGGACAAUUUCCCUUCGCUCCCUUCCGCCCUUUCACGCCCAUGCACCCACUCACCUCCCUCUCGCCCGCUCGCCUCUCUCUCGGCACCCAUCCAAAAAAAUGCCUGCUUCCCCCAUUACCUCCCUCUCCCAGCCCUUCCAAAAAAGUGCCUUCUUCCCCCCCCAUAAGAUACCUAAGCGCCAUCCAGACGAACGCGCAGCACCUGCUGCUCUAUCUGGUGGCGGCCGUGCUCACAUGCACGCACUGCCACAGCGCAGUGAAGGAGGUGACUUUUGAGUCGACUCAAAAAUGUGCUCACAUGCACGCACUGCGUGUAAGUAGACGACUUUUGAGACGGCCGUGCUCAAAAGUCGGCUACCUGGUGGCGGCCGUGCUCACAUGCACGCACCGGCACAGCGCAGUGAAGGAGGUGGCGCGAGUGGUGGAGGAUGUGGGGGCGAAUGCGCAGCACCUGCUGCGCUACCUCGUUGCAGCUGUGCUCACAUGCAAGCCCCGUCCCCUUUUCCCCUAUGCACCUCGCCCCCCUACCCCCUGCUCCCCCUCUCGCCAGGUAUCUGAGCGCCAUUCAGACGAACGCGCAGCACCUGCUGCGCUACCUCGUUGCAGCCGUGCUCACAUGCAAGCCCCGUCCCCCCUUCCCCCCCACCCUCCCCCCCUUCCUUCCCCCAACAGGUACCUGAGUGCCAUUCAGACGAACGCGCAGCACCUGCUGCGCUAUCUGGUGGCGGCCGUGCUCACAUGCAAGCGCAGGCGCAGCGCAGUGAAGGAGGUGGCGCGGGUGGUGGAGGCGGAGAGGCAUGCCUACAGCGACCCGCUCACGCAAUUCCUGCUGGCGCUGGUUGUGGACCUUGAUUUCGAUGAGGCUCAGAGCCGGCUGAAGGAGUGUGAAGAGCUACUGUCGAAUGUUUUCUUUCUGGGCAAGCGCAUGGCGGAGGGAGGGCGGGUACGUGGCCCUCAGCUACUGUCGAAUGAUUUCUUUCUGGGCAAGCGCGUGGCGGGAAGGCGGGUAUGUGGCGGUGCCGCUGAGGGACGAGGCCCUCUGAGGGACGAGGUGAUUGACAGUGCGCGCCUGCUCAUGUUUGAGAACUACUGCAGCAUCCACCGCCGCAUCGAUAUCAAGGUGGUGGCAGAGAAGAAGAGCAUGGCAACGGAUGCAGCUGAGCUGUGGAUGUUCACCCUCUGCAUCUCCCUCUGCACCGCACUGCACCCCCCUCCACCUUUGUGUCUUCCUCCCCGUUCAGGGUGGGUGGCGGAGAAGCUGAGCAUGGCAACGGACGCAGCGGAGAGGUGGAUGGCGAAUCUGAUCCGCACUGCCAAGCUGGAUGCUACCAUCGAUUCGGAGGCCGGCACGCUCGUCAUGGCCACUGCUCAACCCAACGUGUACGUCGCUGGGCAUGGGUACGAGAACCUAAUAGAGCGAUCGAGAGGCCUCACCUCUCGCACCUAUGCCCUCGCCUCCAACGUCGCAGCUAUCGCCCUGCAGCAGUAG
Messenger RNA from Closterium sp. NIES-65, 2721 nucleotides. The record is from the annotation of a GenBank genome assembly. NCBI's taxonomy places the organism in Eukaryota, Viridiplantae, Streptophyta, Zygnematophyceae, Desmidiales, Closteriaceae.